AUGCGUCGCAGUACCUGCCCCUCGCGGCCUGGCAAGCCCGAGGCCGCCACGCGCGCACCCGAGCCACCGAAGCGCAAGGUAUUCAACUGCAUCGUCGACGAUACCGCUCUGAUCGCCGGCGUCAAGAAGAGCACCCGCGAUGGCAUCCGCAAGUGGAUCGCCCAGGACGCUAUACGUCUUUAUGUCCCGCUGCACACCCUUACCCAGCUCCACCGCCUCAAGAACGGCACUGAGCGCAUCCACGCCGACGCCCGCGAAGCCGUCAAGUGGCUCGACGAAGUCACGUCCAAUGAAGCCGCGAGCCGUGUCCAGCUCGAAGGCGUCGACGAAGCCUACACGACGUGGGGAGAGGUGGAGCACUUCCUGCUACCCGACACAUUGCUCUCCAUGGAGGAUAGCGAGUCGGACGAGGACGACUACCACGAGGAUCUCGAAAGCUCCUUCAACGCCCUCGACAUGUCCGAUGGCACAUCCAUCAGCUCUACGCACAGCUUCGAGAACGUGUCCAAGACUCCCGAGUCGCCUGGUUCGCGUUCGAGCACGGCGUCCGGGCCAGUCGACGCCACCCCACACACAGACAAGGCAGCCACGCUACUCAGAGCGUCCCCCGACCGUACCGCACGCAGCAGUACCGAUAUGGCUCGCGCUGACAAGACGACCAAAGGCUCCGUGCCUGUCUAUCUCCAGCCCCUCUUCAAUCACAUCAUGUGGCGCAUCAACAAGGAGGGCAAUCCAGAUGCGGCCCUGGAGUCCUUCAUCCUCCUCACCAAUGAUUCUGCCAAGCAGGCCAUCGCUCAGAAGUUCGGCAUCCGUGCUAAACGCCUUGAGCAGCUCCGAGAUGCUGUUGCUCGUGAAGACCGCGAAUACAAGAACCAUCUGACCAUCCACAAGCUAGAGGUCGAAGCGACCGCUGCUAAGAGCGCCUCUCCAAUCGCACCCAAAGCCGCAGAGCGACCCAAGUCCAGCCCCAUCCACACGAACGUAAACGAGACUAAGCCCGAAGACAUCUCCGAUGACGAGGACGAGGUACUUUUCAAGCGCGCCCCUCGAGGCCCUGCCGCCACUACCGGCAACCAACACGUCUUCGACCCCAACGAUUUUGCUCGCACAAACCAGCAACAGUCCCUUCGCGGUGGACGUGGAGCUCAUGCGGCGCCCCGCGGUCGCGGUGGACCAGCCUUCCGGGGCCGUGGUAACUUUGCAUCGCGCGGCGCAUACGUUCCUCCAGGCCCAGUCUUCCGAGCUCCACCAGCUCCUCGACAUGAUCCGAAUGCGCCUCUCGAUCCAGACUCUUUCUCUCGCCCUGCCCCCAAAGUGGGCCCCGUUCGCGGCGGUGGACGGCGAAAGCUAUGGGAGCCCAACUAG
Molecule: messenger RNA, 1365 nt
Organism: Alternaria ethzedia
Lineage: Eukaryota; Fungi; Ascomycota; Dothideomycetes; Pleosporales; Pleosporaceae
Exons: 2
Coding region: 1-1365 (454 amino acids)
Source: RefSeq, a predicted model, not a curated record